Molecule: messenger RNA, 2244 nt
Organism: Maylandia zebra (zebra mbuna)
Lineage: Eukaryota; Metazoa; Chordata; Actinopteri; Cichliformes; Cichlidae
Gene: ubxn4
Product: UBX domain protein 4
Biological process (GO): ERAD pathway
Cellular component (GO): endoplasmic reticulum
Molecular function (GO): protein binding
Source: RefSeq, a predicted model, not a curated record
CGCUGCAGCCAGCUGAUGUGCGCUGUGAGCGGAAGUAGAAAGUGACAGGCUGACUGGGCUUUAGGUUUGGUAAGCCUAGCUGCUCAUCCGUGUCUCCAAAGCAGAAACACAGAACUCAGCUUGCAAUGAUGCUUUGGUUUCAGGGUUCAAUUCCUGAUGCCAUUAAAUCGGCUAAACAACGGAGUUUGGUCUUUGUCGUUGUCAUCACAGGAGAAGAUGAACAGUCAGCACAGCUGAUGUCCAGCUGGGAGGAUGACAGGGUCUCAGAGGCAGCCCAGAAAUGUUGCGUGGCCAUCAAAGUGGAGGCCAAGAGUGACACGUGUGCACAGUUCUCCCAGAUUUAUCCAGUGGUGUGCGUACCAUCGAGCUUCUUCAUUGGAGAGAACGGGAUUCCUUUGGAGGUCAUCGCUGGAAGUGUGUCUGCUGAAGAACUGAUAAAGAGAAUCAACAGAGUUGAUCAGAUGCACACUCAGGAGAGUGGAAGUGGGACAGUGUCAUCAGAGGCAGAUGAUCCUGUAGCGACCAGCUCAGCCACAGAACCUGCCUCAGCUUCAGCAGUGCCUCUAUCAUCUACAGAAACCACAGAGCCUGUAGCAGAAGCAGCAGGAGUGUCUCCCUCAAGUCCAGAGAAUGCAUCUUUAGAUCAUCCGACUCAGGGUGAAGAAAACUUGGAUGCUAAGGUGGAACGAUUGACCAAGAAGCUGGAGGAGAGACGAGAGCAAAGAAAGAAAGGAGAAGAAGAGAAUGAAAUCAGAAAGGAAAUGGAGAGACGGAAAGUGGGGAAAGACAUGCAGGACUUCAAGAGGAAACAAGAAGAGGAGAAAACCAAGCGACUCUUAGAUGAAAGGAAUAGAGAGAAGGCAGAGGAGAAGGCUGCCAGGGAACGGGUCAAACAGCAAAUUGCUAUGGACCGAGCUGACAGAGCAGCGCGCUACACCAAAACACGAGAGGAUGAAAAGGCUGCUAAGCUGGCGCUGCUGCAGGCCAGGCAGGCAGAAGAGGAGGCCAGGAAGGAGGCAUUAGUUAGGGAGAGGAGUACCAUAGCAAGGAUCCAGUUCCGCCUCCCAGACGGCUCCUCCUUCACCAACCAGUUCCCCUCACAGAGUAGACUGCAGGAGGCUCGAAACUUCGCUGCUCAGGAAGUUGGCAACCGCUAUGGAAACUUUUCCCUCGCAACCAUGUUCCCUCGGCGCGAGUUCACCAGUGAAGACCUAAACAAGACUCUGCUAGAACUGGACCUGGCUCCAAGUGCUUCUGUUGUUCUUUUGCCACAAUCAGGCAGGCCUGCAAACACAGUGGUCCAGUCCUCUGGUGGUGGCAUUUGGGCAGUUCUGGGUACACUCCUCUACCCUCUGCUGGCUGUAUGGAGAUUUCUCAGUUCCUUUGUGUUUGCAACACCACCCCCCUCUGCAGCAUCUGUCCAGCCCAGGGGUCCCGCUCAACAGUCCAGCUCUUACAACAGCUCAUCAGCCUCAAACAAGGCAAAGAGGGGAAAUCUCUCCAAACACACGUUGGAGAACCGUCCCAAGGAAUUCAAGAAAGAUGGUAAAGUCUGUAGGCUCAGGACUCAGGAGGACAGUGAGGAUGACAACAACACUUGGAAUGGAAACUCCACCCAGCAGAUGUAGUACUCUCACUCUGUUGCUGUGAAUUAGUUCAGUCUGACCAGUUCCAGAUUUCUGCUGCACGUAGACCUGAUCUCUUUUUCGUUUUCUCUUACUGUGUUCCAGCCCUAUGCUCUGCACCAUGGGUAGCUCGGUUAUAAUAAUCCACAGAGCCUCCUUUGGGCUUAAUCUCAGUGCUUUGUGUUAAUUUUGACAUGAUUCUGACACUUAAUUAGGCUCCGAUUUUAGCAGGUUGAAACCCCUGCGACCAUAAAAGACUACACCAGCACCACCUCUUUCAGUUACAGCUCCUAUGUGAUUACUGUUAAGUACAUGAGGCGGUUAAACCAAACUGACUUUGUGGAGAAAAUGACAGAAAAGAGUUGACCUACAGGUCUUGUAAUCUGAGUCCAGCUUUAUGUUUUGGAGUCACUGCGUUUUGAAAAGUGCGCACUGGUAUGUCUGCUGCUGCAGUCAGAGUUCUACCAAGUGAGACGCAGCACACCUUCACAGGACUGUUGGGAUUAGUUGGCAGUGGGUGACUGUUGUAGUUCUUCUAAUUCAACAUUAAAAAUCAAAGCAGCUUGUUUUUGUUUUGUUUUGGGGUUUGUUUUUUUUAAAUAAAAUCACUUAAACUGUG